Molecule: messenger RNA, 4338 nt
Organism: Microdochium trichocladiopsis
Lineage: Eukaryota; Fungi; Ascomycota; Sordariomycetes; Xylariales; Microdochiaceae
Product: CNH domain-containing protein
Exons: 5
Coding region: 209-3991 (1260 amino acids)
Biological process (GO): intracellular signal transduction
Molecular function (GO): guanyl-nucleotide exchange factor activity
Source: RefSeq, a predicted model, not a curated record
AGUAAAACUUGCUUGACCAACAGCUUCCCUGGUCUCACCCGAGUCGACGCCAUUUGUCCGAGGUCGCCAUCUUCCGCCGAUACCGCGUGGGCGACGCUAACGUCAGACAGUCGAACCGUCCCCCGUCUGCUCUCACACGCAACCCAUCGGUACCCUAUCGUGAACGACCGCCCGAUCCAGUCGGGGGUGCCCGUUCUGCCACAGUCAGAUGACCAACACCAAUAUGGCGGAUUACCAGCACGAUCAGCGACGGUAUGGACCGGGUCAUGGCAACCAACGCGAUGCUGUCUUCAACGACAUCUUCGGUUCUGCGCCACCCCCGGGCCGCUCGACAACUAUGACCUCCGCAUCGACUGGCAAUAUGCCUCAUCCUCAUCACGGCGCUCAAGAAGGAAGGACAAAUACCAUGUCGUCAAUGGCAUCCAGUUCCGCCGGCUACCCUGAUAUGCAACGGAGGCCUCCUCCACGAAUGCCCCCGCCUGGGCCACAGCGAGGCGGUUAUGGCGAUCCAAUGGCUCAGCGCACACGCACGAUGGACACAAGCAUGACCAAUGGGUAUUAUCAGAGUCAGCGGCAUCCUUCUGGGGGUCAUCCCCCACCGCAUCCGGGACAGCACGCGCGCCAACCACCUCCUGGCCCAGAACGCCGGCCAUAUCCCGGUCCUCCUCCUCAAGGGCACCCACGGUAUGAAUCGAGAGAUGGCGUUCCGGCUGGCUACCCGCCCCGUGGCCCUCCCCCUCCUCACCCACAGCAGCGUUUCCACCAGCAGCAGCCUGGGUCUGGUGCUGCACUUCGCGACGAUCCAUACCGAUCACAAUCUCUGGCCAGCAUGCCCCGACAGCCCAUAUAUCAACAACCGACGGGACAGUUCCAAGCUUCGCAACCCAACUUUCGGCAGGGUCCGGCGCCAGCACCUUCCUCUAGAACCACGGCUCAGGGCCGAGUCGUACCUGAGCGCCAUGACGAUCGAUCCAUGUCAAUGACUGGGUAUCCUCCCGACCGAGACCCGACCCAUCACUCUUCGCACCAGACUAUGAGCGGCCGAGUCAUCCCCAACCGAGCACGUGCCCCCUCCACCGAAGGCCCUGGCACGAAUGGCUAUGCAGCUUACAAUGGGCAUGCUUCAACCCCAGGCAGUGCGACUAGGACGAUGAGCAUGGCUUCCUCGACCAUGGGUUCGACGAUUGUCGCUGGCGACCAUAGCCGAACAAUGUCCAUGGCUAGUACCAUCGCGCCAUCCGAUGCUGGCCGUCAGCAACUCGUCCAUCGACCGUCGGUGGCCUCGCAAAGAUCCGCAGAAGGAGAUCGGCCACCUACAGCCAAGAUUCGGGCACCCCUCGUAAACCCCGCGUUUCUGUCAAAGGUGGCAGAAUGCUUUCAGCGCAAGAUCAUUACGGGUGAGAGGACUAAGAACGGACUGACAUACAAGAAUGCCUUCAGUGGUUCAGAGGCAGUCGACGUCCUGUCAUACAUCAUCAGAACAACCGACCGAAACCUGGCUCUGUUAUUGGGUCGUGCUCUCGAUGCUCAGAAGUUCUUCCAUGAUGUGACGUACGAGCACAGACUGCGCGACUCGACCUCGGAGAUGUAUCAGUUCCGCGAGACUCUGAUGGACGAACCGGAAGAGGGAUCCUCGGUCAAUGGCGUCUUCGUCCUUCUGUCGGAAUGUUAUUCUCCAACUUGUACGCGCGACCAGCUGUGUUACUCUAUUGCCUGUCCCAGGCGUCUUGAGCAAGUGGCCAGGCUCAAUCUCAAACCCCAGGUGGGCCUUAAGAAAGACCAGGACGCGGCACUCAACGACGAUCUGGACCAAACGGAUGAGCAGAAGCUCUGGAUCAACUCCGUCCCCAAGGAAGUCGCAGACAGCAUUGACGACAGAGAAAAGAAGAGGCAGGAAGUCAUCUCUGAGAUAUGCUACACGGAAAGAGACUUCGUCAAGGAUCUCGAGUACCUGCGCGACUUCUGGGUGCUCCCACUCCGGUCUCAAGGAUCUCCGAUUCCAGCCCAGCGACGAGAGCGUGUCGUCAGACAAAUAUUCAGCAACGCCAUCGAUCAUCCUAGUGUUCACUCUGUCAGCUCCAGAUUUGCUCGUGCUCUGACGGAGCGACAGCAGAAGCAGCAUGUGGUCCGCAACAUUGGAGAUAUUUUCCUGGAAAUUGUCCCGCAGUUCGAGCCUUUCAUCUUGUACGGCUCCAAGCAGUUGGAGGCGAAGUUCAGUUUUGAAAAUGAACGCUCAGCGAACCCAUACUUUGCCAAAUUCGUCGAAGAAAUCGAGAGGAGAAAGGAGUCACGCAAGCUGGAGCUGAACGGUUACCUGACGAAGCCUACCACAAGAUUGGCCCGGUACCCAUUGCUGCUUGAGAAUGUACUAAAGUACACCGAGGACGGCAACCCUGACAAGGAGGACAUUCCAAAGGUCCUCACGACAAUUCGAGAACUGCUCACCAGGGUGAAUGCAGAGUCCGGCAAGGCCGAGAACAGAUUCAACUUGCGACGUCUUAACGAACAGCUGCGAUUCCGCCCCGCAGAUCGCGUGGAUCUGAAGCUGACCGAAGAAGGGCGCGAGCUUGUGUUCAAGACAAACUUCAAGAAGACCAUCACAGAUCCAGCUGACAUCACCGCAUUCCUAUUCGACCAUGCCGUGCUGUUGGUGCGUAUCAAACAGGUUGGCAAGGGCCAAGAAGAAGUCAAGGCAUACCGACGACCCAUACCACUCGAACUUCUCUCUAUCAGGGAGAUGGCCGAAGUCAUCCCGCAGCAGGGGAUGAAGCGCAGCUCGUCGAGUUUGCCAUCUUUCCGCAGCAAGGAAUCGGACAAGAAAGUUCAGGAAGGAUGGCCCAUCACGUUCCGCCACCUUGGCCGGAACUUCUACGAGCAGGUUCUGUAUGCCUCCAACCAGUCUGCGCGCAAAAAAUGGCUCGAGUAUAUCGACACAGCCCAGCAGCGACUUCGUGCGAGAGCGGACUUCUUCAACGUCAAUACCUUGUCAUCUGGUUUCUUCCAGACCGGCAACUUUGUGAACGCAGUCACGCCUUUCGAUGGUGGACGGAAGCUCAUCUACGGCACCGACAACGGCAUCUAUGUCUCUGUGCGCAAGAACAAAGAUCAGCCACCAAAGCGCGUGAUCGAGGCGCAGAAUGUGACACAGGUUGAUGUUCUGGAAGAGUAUGGCCUUCUGUUGGUCCUCUCGAACAAGUCUCUGCUGUCGUACUCGCUAUCUGCCCUCGACCCGAACGAGCCGACUUUGUCAAAACGUCCGAAGAAGAUUCAGAGCCACUGCAACUUCUUCAAGACGGGUAUCUGCCUUGGACGCCAUUUGGUAUGCUGCGUCAAGUCUAGUGCCCUGUCGACCACGAUCAAGGUGUAUGAGCCCAACGACUCGAUGAGCAAAGGAAAGAAGCAGAAAGGAUUCGGCAAGAUGUUUAAUGCAGGACAGGAUGAACUUAAGGCGUUCAAAGAGUUCUACAUACCUACUGAGUCUACUUCUGUGCACUUUUUGAAGAGCAAGCUGUGCGUGGCGUGUGCUCGGGGCUUCGAGGUUGUGUCUUUGGAGACACUGGAGACACAAUCGCUGCUCGACCAGGCCGACACAUCGCUCGACUUUGUGGCAAGGAAGGAAGGGGUCAAGCCAAUCCAUAUUGAACGUCUCAACGGAGAGUUCCUCCUCAACUACACCGACUUCUCCUUCUUUGUCAACAGGAACGGCUGGAGGGCUCGGCCAGAAUGGAGAAUCGACUGGGAAGGUGUGCCGCAGUCGUUCGCGCUCUCAUACCCAUGGAUCUUGGCUUUUGAGCCCAACUUCAUCGAGCUCCGCAAUAUUGAGAGUGGUGCCGUGCACAUUGUACCCCACAAGAACAUCAGGAUGCUGCAUAGCAGCACCCACGAGAUUUUGUUUGCAUACGAGGAUGAGAACGGUCAAGACGUCGUAGCAGCAAUCGACUUCUGGAAGAACAACAGGAGAUCCGAACUGCUCCUUCCUGAGAAAGCAUAGUCUGCAGUGUGCUACUCAACGUCGGCGGCUAUGCAUCACGACCACUUCUCAGCGGUUUGCGCACAGUCAUUUCCGCGAAUAGUGCGUGUAGAUCACGAUGCAACAACUGAGGUCGCCAAGGUCUCCACUAGCGAGCUGGUGAUCGAACGUGCCAGCCGGAGCUCUUCUACUGAGAAGCGCCGCGAAAGAGGUUGAACUGAAUAGGCAUGUUGUGGCAUGUGGCAGGCCCGGGUUUUACCAGGCCUGUCUGCGGCUUGUGUUUCUAUCGACCAUUGUCAUAGGCGCUUCGCAGGACAUACGACAUCUUUCGGUCUUUGACCGUACACCGGCUACGCCCUGCCACAAGA